AACCAAGAGGAAAUGAAAGAGGGACAACAACUGAAUCCAGAGCUCCCAAAUUCUACCCUCUGCUCCAGUACAUCUUCAGGGAGGAGAAAAGAAAAGAGUUCUUCACCCUGAGUCCCUGCCUCGCAUUCUGCUGGCAGCUUGCUUUCAUCUCCCUGUGAAAUCGCAUCCUAUGCUACCUUGGAACAUUAAUGAAAAAGGAGGCCUUCAGCUCAAGCAGGGCUUGAGCCUGGAGCAAGCAUGUCCCCACAGAACAGCACUGAUGCCCUGGCCUUCCUGCUCGUAGGCAUUCCUGGGCUGGCUGAUCUCCAGCGCUGGCUUUCCAUCCCUUUCUUUCUGAUGUAUCUCCUUGCACUUCUGGGAAACUGCACCAUCCUUCUGGUUGUAAGAACAUAUCCAAGGCUCCAUGAGCCCAUGUACUAUUUCCUCUCUAUGCUGGCCACCACAGACCUGGGUCUAACCCUGUCCACCUUGCCCACAAUGCCACAAGUGUUCUGGUUCAAUGCCAUGGAGAUCAGCUUCCCAGUCUGCCUCCUCCAGAUGUUCUGCAUCCAUGCCUUCUCCUUCAUGGAGUCCUCAGUGCUUCUGGCCAUGGCCUUUGAUCGCUACGUGGCCAUCUGCUACCCACUGAGAUAUUCCGCCAUCCUUACGCCUACAAGGAUUGCAACGGUUGCACUGGGGAUUGUCUGCCGAUGCACUCUCACUCUGCUCCCGUUAAUCUGCCUUCUUACACGCAUGUCAUUCUGCAGGUCCCAUGUGCUUUCUCACUCCUACUGCCUGCAUCAGGACAUAAUGCGGCUGGCAUGCACAGACACCACGUUGAACAGCCUGUAUGGCUUAACUCUAGUGCUGCUGAUAGUGAUCCUAGACCCAGUGCUUAUCACCGUGUCCUACAUCAUGAUCAUUAGGAGCGUGCUGGGCACUGCCUCCAGAGAGGAACGGGCCAAAGCCCUGAACACUUGCAUAUCUCACUUCUCUGCUGUCCUGAUCUUCUAUGUCCCCAUGGUCGGCCUGUCCAUUAUACACCGCUAUGGGAAGACUGCUGCACCCAUUAGCCGUGUUCUCAUGGCCAACAUCUACCUUUUCAUCCCACCUGUCUUGAACCCUAUCAUCUACAGUUUGCAAACCAAGCACAUUCGCAAAGGCGUCACCAGGCUCCUGUGUCAAAGGCUGGCCUGGCCUGGCCGUGGCCAGCAGCCCAGGAAUCUCUAAGAACUGGG
Molecule: messenger RNA, 1217 nt
Organism: Dromaius novaehollandiae (emu)
Lineage: Eukaryota; Metazoa; Chordata; Aves; Casuariiformes; Dromaiidae
Product: olfactory receptor 51I2-like
Exons: 1
Coding region: 238-1209 (323 amino acids)
Biological process (GO): G protein-coupled receptor signaling pathway
Cellular component (GO): plasma membrane
Molecular function (GO): G protein-coupled receptor activity; olfactory receptor activity
Source: RefSeq, a predicted model, not a curated record